Fonticula alba is the source of this 1243-nucleotide messenger RNA. RefSeq lists its product as hypothetical. The record is from RefSeq and is a predicted model, not a curated record. The coding region runs from base 89 to 1243 and encodes 384 amino acids. The transcript has 3 exons. Gene Ontology annotation, molecular function: peptidyl-tRNA hydrolase activity. Lineage: Eukaryota; Rotosphaerida; Fonticulaceae. Gene Ontology annotation, cellular component: mitochondrion; cytosol.
GCCCGACAUAUGCCUCUCCCCCCCCCCCCCUUUGCCUGCUCUUUGCCCGCCCGCGCCCCCUGCCUCGACGUUGCCCAGUAGCCCCGCCAUGUCCUCGCCGGCCAACAACCUUCCGGAUUCCGGAGCCAACUGCCUCGGGUCCUUCCUGUCGCAGGCGUGCGAGAACUCCACCCAUGCCGGGGCCUUCACCCUGGCCGGAGUGGCCCUCGGUGGGCUGCUGGUGGCUCUGCUCCUGCGGUCCUCCUCCUCCUCCUCCUCCGUCAACUCGGCCAGCAAGGCCUCGCCGCAGCCGGUGCCCGGGGAGACCGGCCGCCUGCCGUGCGCCGCUUGCGGCUCGACCGCCUGUUGCGGCAAUGGCGGCACCCCGCCGGCCGCCACCGACGCCGCCGCCGCCGCCGCCGCCGCCGCCGCCGCCACCAUCGCCGCCUCCGCCACCAGUGGUACGCCCCGCUGUCCUUCCCUGCUCUCUGAUUGCUCGGCGGGGGCGGCGCCGGCCGGCCGCGCGCGGCUGGCCCGGCCGAAGCGGCCCGAGCGGAAGCCCCGCUCGGUUGCCAGUCCCAGCCGGCCGCUUCCCGCCCGGCGCCCCCUCCAGUCGAUCACCACCAAGAUGAUCAUCAUGGAGGGCUUCAAUGAUGGGCUCUCCUCGCCGACCGACUCCGGCGGCAUUCGCGCCUACUCCGAGUCCUUUGUGACCGAAGAGCCGGUGGCCGACACCGAGGGGUCGGUCGCCCUGUCGCCGCCGCCGCCGCCGCCCGGAGGACCGGCCGUCGAGAGCGACGGCUAUGACACCGACGAGGAGGACUUCGACACCGACGAGAACUACGAGGCCGAGAGCAGCGACUCGGAUGAGUCGGACAACUCGGACGACGAGGAGAACUACGUCCCGCACAAGAUGGUCCUGGUCAUUCGCAUGGACCUCGGCAUGCAGAAGGGCAAGAUCGCGGCCCAGUGCUCGCACGCCACUCUGAGCGCGUACUCUCGCGCGCGUGACAACCCGGCCUGGCGGCCGCUCCUGCGCCGGUGGAUGCGCUACUCCGGCCAGGCCAAGGUCACGCUCAAGGGCGACUCGGAGGAGCACCUCCUCGCCCUCCGGGACCAUGCCCGGUCGCUGGACCUCCCCACGGCGUUCAUCCGCGAUGCCGGUCGCACGCAGAUCGCCGCCGGGUCGAUGACCGUGCUGGCCAUCGGGCCGGCUCCCAGCUCCGCCAUCGACCUGGUGACCUCCAGCCUGAAGCUCUAUUGA